AUGGCGGCGGCGGCGGAUCAAUGCUAUCGGACAAAGGGGGCGCGGCCGCCGGGGACCUUGGAAUUAGCGACGCAGCCAUUCAGGGGGCGAUCCUCAUGCAAAUACGGCGUGAGUCAUGACGUCGCACGGCCCCGCUGGGAUGAGCAGAACAGGUCCCAGCGAGCGCUGGCGUGGCCGCUGGGCCAGCGCGCGUUGCAAGAUGCACGAACCGCGACACCAGCACCUCAGAGGUUUGUCCAGCUGCGCUUUCACCUGAGCGGCGUGGUGACGACGCCCCGGUCAGCCAGCCCCACCUCCUCCUCGUACAGCCUCGAGCCCGACAAGAAGUACAAAGUCUCCGUCAGCUUCGACAGGUGCAAGAUCACGUCGGUGACAUGCAGCUGCGAUACCAAGGACAUCUUCUGGUGCCAGCACGUGGUCGCGCUCUCGCUGUACCGCAUCCGCAACGCGGAGAGCGUCCGACUCAGGGUCCCAAUCUCCGAAACACUUUUGCAGAUGGAUCGUCAGCAGUUGCAGAAAUUCAUUCAGUAUCUCAUAUCAGAACACCACACAGAAGUACUACCCACAGCUCAAAAAUUGGCUGAUGAGAUUUUGCAACAAAGAUCUGAAAUUAAUCAGAUUCCAGGUGCGCCCGACCCAACAGCUGGAGCGAGUGCAGAUGAUGACCACAGCUGGCACUUGGAUGAGGAGCAAGUUUGUGAGCAGGUGAAAUCCUACCUGUCACAAGGCAGCUACUACAAUGCUAAUAAGCAACUAAACUCACUAUUUGCAAAGGUGAGAGAGAUGCUGAGAGCUAGAGAUUCAAAUGGAGCAAGAAUGCUAACUCUCAUCACAGAACAGUUCCUUUCUGAUCCAAGACUGAUGCUUUGGAAGACCCAGGGGACACCUAUGACAGAUAAAUGCAGGCAGCUCUGGGAUCAGCUAGGUGCCCUUUGGGUCUGCAUUGUUCUGAAUCCACACUGCAGUCUCCAGGAAAAGCAACACUGGAAAGCACUGUUAGAAAAGUGGACACUAAUAGAUGUUUGUCCACAAGAAGACCCGGAUUUCAGACCUCAACAACCACCUCGUCAAGAUGCUAUGCAUGUGAGUGAUUCCUCAGAUAGUAGUUCUGAUGAUGAAGGGGGAGGUGAUGGAGGCUACCAGGGUAUAAAUAAUAAUGGUCGUCCUCGAACCUCAGGCCACAGAAGUCAUCAUUCAAGAGCCACUACCUCAGCUGUACCUAGAACAGUGUUCCACAGGGCAAUGGAUGCAGUUGGAAUGUCCUGGGACAACUUGCAUUUGAAACACAUUCUCUCAAGUGACACAUACUGUAGCCAUGUUCCUGAUAGUUCUCUGCUUUGUGGAAGUUUCAACUCACAAGGGCAACCAUUGUGGCAUGAACCACUGCCGACAUGUGCGGCUCGCGUGGAUGCUCUGCGUUCACACGGCCACCAGGGAGCUGCCUUGAGGCUGGCCGUGGCAGUCGUCCGCACGAUGAAGCAGCAGCAGCUAGCCGCACAGCGCCGUUGGCACGAGAGCCGCCACCGCAUGCCCGUGCUGGGAACGCCAUGCUCCUCCCGCUGCCCGGCAGCCAUUCCUGUUCCUCCUACAAUCCCUGUCCCUACACCAGGACCGGCUGCUGGAGUGUCUGGGACAGGUUGGGGGGAGGGAUGGGUCGGUCACCCUCUAGACCCAGUUGGAUGUCUGUUCGAUACGUUGGCUGAAGCCUCACUGGUCCCAGAUGAUCAGACUCCUCGUACACCAUCUUACUUUGACCCUGUUGGCGUUGAUGACACAAGUGCCAAUGUUCCUCCUCGGUACCACCAUGUUCCUGUUGUGGCUUCUCGUGAUCGUUCAGAAACUUACCUUACCCUUGCAGUGGAAGUAGCUCUCAUUGGACUGGGCCAGCAGCGUAUUAUGCCCACAGGACUUUAUGCUCAGGAGAAAUCCUGCAAACAAGAAGAUCGUCUGAUUGCAAAGCUGCAAGAAAUAGAACUGGACAACAGCCUGGUUGCAGUGCUACGGCGCCAGGCAAUUGUAUUACUUGAAGGAGGCCCUUCAAGUGGACUGGGUAUUGGCAUCCAUCCAGAAAGCAUUCCAAUGCAUACUUUUGCUAGGUUCCUGUUCCUCUCACUUCUCAACUAUUAUCCUGACUUAGCCUACGAGGUUGGUCUACGUGCUAUGAGGUUACCCAUUUUGGAGGAGCAUGAGGAUGCUGAUGACCCAGUCAAUGCAAAUGUGAAUUCGUUAGUCCUGAGUCGAUAUCCACGUUGGUUUACACUGGGCCAUAUUGAAACUCAACAAUGUGCAUUGGCCUCAACAAUGCUCAGUGCAGCAAAAGGUGAUGUUCUUAGACUCAGAACUGUACUCGAGUCGUCACAGCGCCAUAUACAUAGUUCCUCUCACUUAUUUAAGCUAGCACAAGAUGCCUUUCGCUUUGCUACUCCAGAAAAUGGGCCUAGGCAUCCAACACUACUGAGUGUAGCCUUUGAAUUAGGACUGCAGGUUAUGAGAAUGACAUUAUCCUCUUUAAAUUGGAGACGUCGUGAAAUGGUACGAUGGUUGGUAACAUGUGCUACAGAGGUGGGUGUAGAAGCUCUUGUCUCAAUAAUGCAGAACUGGUAUCAACUCUUCACACCUACAGAAGCAACAGGCCCUGUUGCUACCACUAUAAUGUCCCACAGCACUAUUAUGAGACUAAAUCUGUCCUAUGCUCAGCAAGAAGAGCUCUCAAGUUGUGCCAGAAAUCUAGCACUGCAGUGUGCUACAAAAGAUCCACCAAACUGUGCCUUGAAUGCAUUAACAUUAUGUGAAAAUGAAGCUCUGGCCUUUGAGACAGCAUAUCAAAUUGUUAUCGACGCCGCAUCUCAUAUCAUGACUUCAUCACAGCUCUUCACAAUUGCACGAUACAUGGAACACAGAGGCUAUCCCACCAGGGCUUAUAAACUAGCAAUGUUGGCAAUGAAAAAUGUCCAUCUUGCAUACAACCAGGACACGCAUCCAGCAAUAAAUGACAUCCACUGGGCCUGCGCACUGAGCCAUUCACUUGGAAAAUCGGAACUUACGAACAUGAUACCAUUACUGGUCAAGAACGUUCAGUGUGCUACAGUGCUGUCGGACAUACUGCGCCGCUGCUCAAUGACUGCUCCAGGAAUGUCCUGCCCACAUCCUGCUCCUGAUGGGACAAAGCACCACCACCACCAUCACCACCACAGAGGGGGGAAUAGAGGAAGCUGUGGCGGCGGUAUGAAACCGUUGUCUUAUGACAGGCCGCCCCUGCGUCAGCUGCUGGAAGCUGCAGUUGCAGCAUAUGUAGCCACCACACAUUCGAGGCUCACUCAUAUUUCGCCCCGGCACUAUGGUGACUUUAUAGACUUCUUGGGUAAAGCCAGAGACACAUUUAUACUAGCCCAUGAUGGGCAUGCUCAGUUCACGCAGCUUGUUGAAAAUAUGAAAGUGGCAUACAAAGGCAAAAAGAAACUUAUGUUUCUUGUAAAAGAAAGGUUUGGCUGAUCAUAAUCAAAGCAGAAGCUCAUGAGUAGAUUAUUUUUUGUGUUUGCAUAUGUUUAUUAUCUUGCCAGGUAGAAAUUUAUUAUUCAGAAAAAUGUGGAAAUAUUGGUAUUGCUUAUUUUGUUUUUACCAUAAAUUUUGAUUUCAUUGGAGAAAGAAAGUGUCUGCUUUGCAGCUGGGUUAUUAUUUACAUAAAAAUUGUGCUAAUGUCUGCAUUUGACACCAGUAGUAAAUCAUCAUCAUCAUUAUUUUAUUUUCCAUUUGUUCUCUAGAUUAUGCAAAAGUGUACUGUGGGAAAAGAGUGAAUUCAAAGGAAGAAUGAAAGCCGAGUCCUUAUACUUGCCUUAUAUUUGAGAUUUGCAUGUAAUGUCUUGCAUAACAGACAGUUUGCAUGACUGUAAUACAUAUUCUACUCAUUUCCUUCUAAGCAUUCUUAAAUGUGAGAAAAAAAUUAGAGGAAGAUUUUUUAUAACUGACUUUUACAUACUCUGCACAGUCCACAUGACAGAGAUAGCUAUACUGUCUGUAAAAAAAAAAAAAAUAUAUAUAUAUAUUAUAAUAUUUUGGAUUACCAUUUGAUGAAGUGAUUUUCUUUCACUUUUAACACACAUGGAAUGAGCUGAAAUUGAGUUCUUCUAUACUGAAUUUUUUAAUUUUGUGUUUAAAAAACCUAGUUUCCUCUGUUAUGGCAAUUUCUUGCAGAUUCUGGCAAAUGAUUAGAAAAGCCUUUGAAAGCAGAUCAUUAUGGUAGUAGAUAUACUCUUACAGUGACAGUGACUGAAAAAGACACAUAGUGAUUGAUUAAACAUAUUGUAAGGCAGAUGACCCACAUGAAGUGCUACAGUUCUUGUGGAUGCUCCAGUCAUCUCACUGACAUGGACUAAGACUGCUUCAUGUUAGGAUCAAGUACAACUGCUGAGCCAGAAGGAAAAGAAAAAAAGGGAGAUGAUGAUUAUCUUCAUUGUGACAGUUCCAAGGUUCGUAGUUCCAUGAUUUUGUUGUCACUGCUCUUUUAGUAUCUUUCAGUUUUGAAACAUUUUAAUUAUGAAGUGAUGGAACAUUUAAAUUUCUUUACUGCCAAAAUCCCUAAACUCAUUCUUCUGAAACUAUUGGUAUUCUGGAAGUCAGGAUUUAAAAAUGUGUUACACCUUUCUAUAACUUUGAUACUGUCACCACCCACUACAGAUCCUCAUGAUCAGACAAAAUGUUCUGAUCUUCUGGUCCACAUUACUAGUGACCAACUGACUUCCAAUACAACCAAUGUUUAGUUGAAGAAAUUUUUUGAGAGUUAAGAAAUAAAAUACAAGAUCAGUAUCUGUUUCUCUGCAACAAGUGGAAAAUAUUAAUUCCAAAUCCCUCUUAAUUAUGUGUCAGCCUGCUUGAAAGGCUACUCACAAUUGCAGUGAACUGUAAUCACAACAUUUACAGGUAAUUUUUUCACAUAUGUUUUUUAUGUAAAAUCUGAUGCUCAUUAUCUAACACUAACACUUUGCUGGGAUGACCUAAAACACUUUGAAUUAAAUAUGGGGCCACAUCACAGUAGAUAUUCUACAUGCUGUGUUAGAUUUUUUACUAGCACCUCCAUUAUCACACAAUGAGGACUCAUCAUGAAAUUCUUCUAAUUUAUGAUGUAGGUGUUCCUAGUGUCCAUUGGCAGGUCUAAUGGCAAGCUGCUACUUAAUUAAACUUACCUGACUGGUGGUUUUUUUACUCAAUUUGAACUUUUCCUGAUUUUUUGGGAACUGUAAACAUAUGCUGAUGAGACAUAUUUGGUCCUUUUAAUAAUGUACAAAAUGAUAGGAAAAGUGAUUCUGAUAUUAUUUUUCUGAAGAAUGAAAAAAAAAUAUUAUUCUGAAGGGUAUAGGAAAAUAAUUUGUUGUUGCCAGCAACUUUUACCGCACUGGUGUUUGAUUCCCUUUAGAGAGGCUGAGCCUAAAAGUGAAAAUUCUAACUAUGGCUUCUUAUCUGUCUUUGAAGCUAUUGACUAAAAAGUAAUACCAAAAGCACUAGAACAUUAACAAAUUGAUAAUAGCUAAAAAUAGUAUUUAAAGUACAUUAACUGUCCUUCACAAAACUAUAUCAGCUGGUAUAAAGCCGAAGCACUACCAAUAUUAACACACAUUUGCUGAAAAAUUGCUUGUAUUGUAUAACUGAUCACCAAAUAUCUAAACAAUAAAAAAACCACUAUGGCUCAGUUUAGCAAAUAUUAUGCUGUAACUGAAAAGCACCACUGGAUCUCAAGAGAUGGACUGUGUUAAUGUUAGGCAAUGCCAACAUAGGUGUGUGAAACAUGCUGAGUGCAAAUGGAUAUCAAGAUCGUCAAUAAAAUUUUUAUGUAUUAUUUGUAUAUAUGAUUAUGCAAACAUGUAAAAAUAUUAUUCUUAUGUUCUGUGUUUUUGUAUGUGAUAUUUAUGUUUACAACCAAAGAUCGUUAUUUGUAAGAUGACUAGUAUAAGAUUAAAAACUUUUUAAAAUUACAUUUCAUACCAAAAUGUCCUUGGAGCAUAAACUUGUUUUGCAAACCAGUUUUGGUCUUCAGGAAUUUUACUGUAUCAGGCUUCCUAUUCUAUAUAAUAGUAACUAUUUCCAUAUUUUCAAGUACAAAAUAAUAAUAUCAGACUAAAAGCAUUGACAAAAGCUUUAUAUAAUCAUCAUUGUCAAUUGCAGAAUUCCGUAAACUACCUCUGUCAGUGAUGUAGUCAUGUAGCUUUCUCUUCCCUUAGUUAUUUAUUGUACAAAUUGUUUUAAUUCUCUUUCUUUAUGUAAUUAUGUUAUUUGUUAUUAUGCAAUAGGUAUUCUGCAGAAAGUCAAGAUAAAUGUUAAAUUAAUCUGUGAACAAGAAAUUGCUUUGAAGUUCAGUAUGCUAUGAAAUAUGCUAAUAGAGGAGGUUUACUAAAUUUUUCCUCAAAAGUAAAAUGCAGGAGCUAUUCAAAUUGAUAAUAAGUACCGAUAAUGUGUAUAAUAAAAUCUGUCUCUGUCUUGAUGAAUUUCUCAUACACUUCACAUCUACAAAGCAAGUUUUGGCAGAUAUCAGUGAAGCAGUAAAACUCCUUUAAGUUUUUCAUACUAAUGGUAUCUGAACUUCUUGGCAAAAUAUGAUGCCAAGGAUAUGUGUGCCCAUCCAGAAAACAAUUUAUAACACAAAAUUUAAUAGUAUUUAUUCAUUAGAGAAUAAUUUCUACUAUAAUGACUUCAAACUGAUACUUCUGAAAACAAAUAUAGCAGUAGUAGACAAAUAAACUGCUUUGUAAAAGUAUUUUAUUAAUAUGUUAAUAGCUCAAGUGUUUCUCAUGAAGUUAAAGCAAACACAUUACACAUAAUAGCAAUUGUUUAUAUACUGUGGUGGCAAUAUCUGUACAAAAAUAGUCUGCUAUUGUGACAGCUGUCUGCUUAGGUAUCACUUGUGAACAAGUUUAUAUUAAAAUGAUUUUAAAAGUAUAUUUAUAUAUAAAUAUAAUUUAUUUACCAGUUUACUGUUUUUUGUUAAUUACAGAAUAUGAGAAUUUGUGUCAUGGUCAUAAAAUUGAAAGUCCAGUUACUCUGUUUUAAAACUGGUAAAUGUCUCUGCUGUAGAAUAAUUUACCAGUACAAAUGAGCAGACUCCAAAUACAAAAGUGCAGCUUGAAUACUUAAUUUUUAUAAUAAAUACCAUAAACAUAGUGUUAUGGUAUCUUAGGGCCAUAAACGAUGACCAAUACCCAAAGCUUGGUCCCUGUCUCAUAUGUUCACUUUUCAAAUACAACAACAAUAUGUACGCCAUUUUGAUUGGGAAUAAUUGAAGUUAAAACAGCUGAAAGACACAUUUCAAAUGAAAAUAAGUGUCAAAUAUUUCUCCGCAAUAAAACCAUCUACUGAAUGAGUCAGUCCAUCUGCUGAAUCCCAAUCACAGGGCAUCUCAGUAUGGAUUCGUACAUUAAUCAGCAGAAGUAAGCAUACAUAACCACUGCAUAUUAUUAAACACAAUUUUGCCUCUGUAAUAACAGUUUCAAAACAUGGAUUCUCUCUCACUACACCAGUAACAGUGAUCAGUGCUGGAUUUAGGACAUAAUUUUUGUGGUCAUGUUUUAAAUGAUCCAAUUCUUUAAUUAAUAUGUGCUAAAUAUCAAAUGCUGCAGCACACCAGUAUUAAAGAGACUUAGAAAUGAGAUGAGUUAUAAGGCAACUGGAUAGAAUUUCAUAAAAAUUUUUGUUUGAGAAAACUUUUUUGCAGUUGUAGCGACACAGCUAUGUGUAAAUUUAUAUGAAAUAACUAAAUGUGCUUGUUAAGUAUGAAUGGCAUUGUACAUAUGUACAUACAUAAAUUUUGUUUUGCAACUUUGUGUGUUUCAAGAUUACAUUAUCUUUUGCCACCAUCAUUUUAGUUACACAAAAGAUUUAUGUGUAAAUACAUAUAUUUUUACUACUAGGUAUUAAGUUUUUGACGUGGCAUCUUUUGUGUUGGCUGUUUAAUUGUUCCUGGAAAUAAUAUAAUACAAUUUAUGAGUCAUAUAAUUGUGUGUCUGUGUGUGUGUGUGUAUAUGUAUAUAAACAAAUAUCUAUAGAAGCAUUGUGUAAUUGACUUUUGGAAUAGCGUAAGUUGGAAUAAUUGUAAAGUCAAAUAAAUGUGCAGUGCUGCCUUUUCUUAUAAUCAUUCCAUUUUGUAUCUGGCAAUGGCCAACAUUGAUACUUUGUUUAGAUACUAUUAUUUUGCUUACUUUUGACUGUAUGUAGCUAUGUUUAUCAGUGUAAGCUUACUGUGGGUCAGAAGAUGGAGCAUAACAUCUUUCCACUCCCAAGGAUUUCAGCAGAUCAUUAAUGGAAAGUUGUCUGAAUCAUAGAAAUUCAUUGCAGUCUUCCUUACUGAACAGAAAACAGUGCCAAGGUGAUAAAAGUUGUUCAGUGUGGUUUCUCUUGUCUUAUGUUAUAAAGAGACAUGCAUAUUUUGAUUGCAUCACCCAAUCUCAUAUUUAUUUAUAAUUUUGUAUUACCAAGUUUGUAGAGAGUCAAAUGUUCUUGUAAUACUGUAGACAGUGCACAUGUAUGUGAGUGAUCUGUUGUGAUAAUAUAUUUAGUUAUUUAGUUGUUAAA
Molecule: messenger RNA, 8556 nt
Organism: Schistocerca cancellata (South American locust)
Lineage: Eukaryota; Metazoa; Arthropoda; Insecta; Orthoptera; Acrididae
Product: zinc finger SWIM domain-containing protein 5-like
Exons: 18
Coding region: 1-3492 (1163 amino acids)
Cellular component (GO): Cul2-RING ubiquitin ligase complex
Molecular function (GO): zinc ion binding
Source: RefSeq, a predicted model, not a curated record